AUGCAUCCUUCUCCUCCAAUCUUGAGAUCUGGAAACAUAGUGCAAAAUUUAAGUUCUAAAUUUGCUAACUCAGAAGCUGAAGGUGAGAAGCAGAAUACAAAUAGUAAAGGGGUUAAGAUAACCAUGGAUGAUAUUGAGGAUGAGGUAUCCUUUUGGACUGGGGAUGGUGUUCUUACAGGAGGCUUUGUCUUUUUUGACAAAAAACUAGUGGUUAUGAAACUGUGGGAUGCUUUUACUGAUUUCAAGAAAGAAGAUGGAAAUCGUUUGGUAGAUUCUACUACCAGAGGAAGGGAUAAACUUAAUUUUCCAAGGGUGUUAAUAGAAGUUUCACUAACACAAGACUUUCCAGAGUUCAUUUCCUUUGAGAUUGAGUUGGAUAUUGAGGUCUCUGUGACGGUUACUUAUGAAUGGAAACCUCUUAUUUGUGGUCACUGUAAGGGGAUGGGGCAUUCUACUCUUACUUGUAGAAAGAAAGAAGGCAAGAAACAGGAAUGGGUUGUGAAGAAGGUUAUGAAGCCGCAUGAGUCAGUUGCUGAACAGGUCUCCAAACCUGACUGGACUGACUCGGGGAAGAGUCAAUCUCGUGAGGGGUUUCAACCAAUUACAAAGGGCUGGAGAGCUAAAGAUAAAGCUAAACAUGUCCCAAAUGUGUCUCAGCCUACUAUCAUCAGUAAUACUUUUCAAGCUCUUUAUUUUGAGAUAGGGGACAGUUGCAGGAGGAUUGGGUUGGUUGGUCUUCUUGAAAUGAGGGUUAAAGCUCACAAUUUGGGAGCUUUAUAUCUUCGAGUGUUUUCCGGUUGGUGCUUUACUUCGAAUAAUUCGUGGCAUGAGGGUAGGCACAUUGUAGUUAGUUGGAAUCCAUUGAUAUUCAAUGUUGUUAUCUUAAAAUGUUCAAGUCAAAUGAUUCAUUUGCAUGCUAGUUCGAUCUUGAAUAAGGAUAGUUUUUUUGUUACAUUUGUGUAUGGUAUGAAUGAUGAAGAAGGCCGAAAUCUAUUGUGGAAAGACUUGCAGGACUUGUCUAUGGAGUCUCCUUGGAUUGUAUUGGGGGAUUUCAACGAUAUUUUUUCUAAGGAGGAGCGGAUUGGUACUCGGGUCAAAUACACUAAUUCGCAUUCUUUUCAAAGGUGUGUGGAGGUUUGUCAAUUGGAAGAUAUUAAAUAUAGUGAGAACUUUUAUACCUGGAAUAAUAAGCAGCAGGGCCAAGAUCAUAUUUACUCAAAAAUUGAUCGUAUUUUGGCUAAUCAACGGUGGUUGGAUACUUAUGUAGCAGCAGAGGUUCAUUUUUUGAAUGAGGGGCUCUUUGAUCACUCACCAGCUCUCCUCACGGUGUAUCCUGAUUUGGUCACUGGCAGGAAACCCUUUAAAUAUUUUCGCAUGUGGAAAUCCUUUCCUGGUUUUCAUGACUUGGUUCUCACUUAUUGGAUUCGACCUGUAGAUGGCACAUUGAUGUACAGACAAAAAGCUAAAAUUAAAUGGAUUCAAGCGGGCGAUGCUAACUCUGCUUUUUUCCAUGCAAGCAUUAGAGAGAGGCGAAGUAAGAAUAGAAUUUAUUCUAUUACUUAUGAUUUAGGGGAAUGGAUGGAUCAGCCUGAUAGAGUAAUAACAACUUUCCUGGAGUAUUAUCAGAGGUUAUUAGGCAGUAAGAUGACUUUGAGGAAUAAGCUUAAAAAAGUGGUUAUUGAAGGUACAAUUCUUUCUAGUACUCAAGCUAAUAGUCUGCUUCUUCCUUAUAGUCAAGAGGAAGUUAAAAAAGCUAUUUGGGAGAUUCUUGGUACAAAGGCGCCUGGCCUGGAUGGAUAUUGCAGUUAUUUUUUCCAGGAUAAUUGGGAUAUAAUUGGAGAUGAGAUUUGUGCUGUUAUUCUUUCUUUUUUGCAUUCUGGGAAAAUAUUAAAAGAGUUGAACUCUACAGUUUUGACUCUAAUCCCGAAGAAUAAAUGCCCAAAACAUGUGAGUGAUUAUAGACCUACAGCUUGCUGUAAUGUGCUCUAUAAAGUUGCUACCAAGUUGAUUUGCUCAAGAUUGAGGACUAUUAUGCCAGUGAUUGUUGCUCAAAAUCAAGGAGGGUUUGUCAAGGGGAGAUUUAUUACUCACAAUAUUAUGAUCUGUCAAGACCUAGUUCACCAUUAUGCAAGGAAAGUCGGGAAACCAAAGUGUAUGAUUAAGCUUGAUUUGCAGAAAGCUUAUGAUACGAUUGAAUGGGAUUUUAUUGAGGAAAUGUUUGAAGCUUUCAAUUUUCCAAGUAAGUUCAUUAAGCUUGUUAUGAAAUGUGUUCGAACUCCAAAAUUUUCUCUUAUGUUUAAUGGCUCUUUGCAUGGAUUUUUUGAGUCUAAGAGGGGCCUGCGGCAGGGGGACCCUAUGUCUCCUUUAUUGUUUGUGUUGGGGUUGGAAUAUCUUUCAAGAAUUUUACAACGAAUAGGAAGGAAAAAGGAUUUUAAAUUUCAUGAAAGGUGUGAAGGGAUCAAGCUUAAUCAUCUUAGCUUUGCUGAUGAAUCUAAAUCAGUUGUUUACUGUAGUGGUAUGAAUGAGCAAGAAGUCCAACGAAUCCUUGAUGCUUCGAGUUAUAGUAGAAGUGCUCUACCGUUCAAAUAUCUUGGAAUUCCAAUCUGUUCUAAGAGAAUUUUAGCAAAAAACUGUGAGAUUCUUCUUGAAAAGAUGCUUGCUCGAAUCAAGUGCUUGAGUUCUAGAAAAAUUUCCUUUGCUGGCCGAGUCAUCUUGAUCAAUUCAGUCCUCCUUUCAAUUCAUUCUUACUGGAAUCAGAUAAUGAUCAUUCCUAAAAAGAUCUUGAAUGAGAUUUCUGCCAUUUGUAGGGCCUUCCUUUGGAAAGGUCAAGCUUCUUCAUCUGGACCAGGACGUCUAGCUUGGGAUCUAGUGUGCAACUCUAAGAAAUCAGGAGGAUUAGGAUUCAAGGAUAGUAUAGACUGGAACAUUGCAGCCAUUGGAAAAUAUAUUUGGGCUAUUGCUGAGAAGAAAGAUAAUCUUUGGGUUAAAUGGGUUCAUCAUGUUUAUAUCAAACAAGCAGAUUGGUGGGAUUAUAUUGCCCCUGUUUCUAUAAGUCGGUAUUGGAAGAAAAUUUUUGAAGUCAAAGAGAAGUUUAAAAGGUUGAUCUCGGUGCAGCAAUUCAAAAAUGAGGUCAGAAAUGGAUACAACAUUAUUCAUACUGAUCUUGACAUAGUGCAUUGGAGCAAAGUGGUUUGGGGAAGAUUGAAUACACCUAAGCAUAGUUUUAUUUUAUGGCUGGCUGUUCAUGAUAGGUUGAAUACCAAAGACAGGCUCAAAAGGCAUCACGUCAUUGAGAAUUCUGAUUGCUUACUCUGUGGGAUCUUUGAAGAGUCUUGUGAUCACUUGUUUUUUAACUGCUCCUUUACCAUCAGAUGCUAUAAACAGGUGUUACUUUGGCUGAAUUGGAGAACCGAAUCAACUUCGUUGUUGAAAGUGAAUUGA
Molecule: messenger RNA, 3441 nt
Organism: Humulus lupulus (European hop)
Lineage: Eukaryota; Viridiplantae; Streptophyta; Magnoliopsida; Rosales; Cannabaceae
Exons: 6
Coding region: 1-3441 (1146 amino acids)
Source: RefSeq, a predicted model, not a curated record